Erigeron canadensis is the source of this 1827-nucleotide messenger RNA. Its product is annotated as G-type lectin S-receptor-like serine/threonine-protein kinase At4g27290. Gene Ontology annotation, molecular function: ATP binding; protein serine/threonine kinase activity. The transcript is spliced from 6 exons. Bases 12 to 1643 code for a protein of 543 amino acids. The record is from RefSeq and is a predicted model, not a curated record. Lineage: Eukaryota; Viridiplantae; Streptophyta; Magnoliopsida; Asterales; Asteraceae. Gene Ontology annotation, biological process: protein phosphorylation; recognition of pollen.
ACAAAGAUAUUAUGGUUCUGAACAAGGAGGAUAUGCAUAUCCAGUUUACACAUUUUAGUACUCUAUACGCAUUAAUGUUCAAACUGACUCCUGGUGGUAAGAUUAAUGUUUCCCAUCUACUUAUGUACAAUCAUAAAUGGAUACAUGAUGCCAUCUCACCAAAUGAUAAGUGUGAUGAUUAUGGACUUUGUGGCCCAUAUGGAAUCUGUACUUCUGCAACUCCUCCUUAUUGUGAAUGUAUGAAAGGGUUUGAAAAAAUAAGUACUCCAAACGAAACGAGUCCUGGAAAUUGGACUAGUGGAUGUAGAAUUAGUAGACCCUUGAAUUGUGGGCUUAGAGACGGAUUUCGUAAGUAUUCAAGCUUGAAGUUGCCCGACACUCAGAAUGCCGUCUAUAACAGGAGCAUGAGUCUCCAAGAAUGCCAGGUCGCUUGCACGAAUAAUUGCUCUUGCACCGCUUAUGCAAAUCCAAACAUCACUGCAGGUGCACUUGGAUGCUUGUUAUGGUUUGGUGAUUUGAUUGAUGUUCGAGUGUACCAAGAAAUUGGACAAGAUCUUUAUGUCAGAAUGGCUGCCUCUGAACUACUAGAUUUGAUAGGUAGGCCAGGAAGAGCAUUUGAAAUAAACAAAAAGUCAAGUAGCAUGAAAGAAAAUAUAGAGUUGCCAUUAUUUACCUUAUCACAAAUAUCUGAGGCUACCAAUAAGUUCGAUGUCAAAAACAAGCUCGGAGAAGGUGGGUUUGGUCCAGUUUACAAGGGCAUGCUAGAAGGACAAGAGGGUGCCGUGAAGCUACUCUCGGCGUCAUCUCGACAAGGAUUUGACGAAUUUAAGAAUGAAGUUAUAUGCAUUGCUAAACUUCAACAUCGAAAUCUUGUAAAGCUCUUGGGAUAUUGCAAUGAGGAUAAUGGGACCAUUUUAAUCUAUGAAUACAUGCCUAACAAAAGCCUAGAUACUUAUAUAUUUGAUGAAAACUUGAAGCCAAGACUUAGUUGGUCACAACGCUUCCAUAUAAUUUGUGGGAUCGCUCGAGGUCUUCUUUAUCUUCAUCAAGAUUCCCAGCCUACAGUUGUACAUAGGGAUUUAAAAGCAGGAAACAUUUUACUUGAUCUUCAGAUGCGUCCAAAGAUAUCUGACUUUGGUUUGGCCAGAAUGUUUGAUGGACAAGAAAGUGAAGAAAAUACAAAGAGAGUAGUAGGAACUUUGGGAUACAUAUCUCCAGAGUAUGCGGUGAAUGGUGUCUUCUCGACCAAAUCAGAUAUUUUCAGCUUUGGAGUUUUGGUAUUGGAGAUUGUGAGCGGAAAGAAAAACAGAGGUUUUGUUGAUGAAGAUCAUAACGAUAACCUUCUUGGUCAUGCAUGGAGACUUUACAAUGAAAACAAGUCUCUUGAACUAGUUGACACAUGUUUACACAAGUCUUAUUCUGUUUCUGAAGUGGUGCGAUCAGUGCACAUUGGCUUAUUGUGUGUACAACAUCAAGCAGAAGAUAGACCAAAUGCACAAUUCGUGGUUGAUAUGUUGGACGGCGAAGGUUCAUUACCUUCUCCAAAAAAACCAGGUUUCUUUGUUCAAGGAAGUGAGAUCGUAUCCAACUCAGUUCUUCAUUCAAUUAAUGGGUUAACAUUAAGUCAGAUACAUGGUCGAUAAGGAACUAUUUGAACCACAUAUGUAAUUCUUAAGUGGUGAUAUAUUUGAGAUUACUAUAUGAAUUUGUAUAAAACAUAUGUAUAAAACUAGAUUUGAAUCCAAGACCAUAAAAUCACCCUACUAUCAAUUCAUCCAAUGAUGUUUGGACCUCGUUCUAUGGAAACAUAAUUCGUUUCCGUUUUCU